This is a messenger RNA of Racocetra persica, 567 nucleotides long. The record is from the annotation of a GenBank genome assembly. Lineage: Eukaryota; Fungi; Glomeromycota; Glomeromycetes; Diversisporales; Gigasporaceae.
AUGGCUGGUUGCAAAGUAAUUCUUCUAAUGAAUAAUACAAAAGUUCACUCUGUUGGUAAUUUAAAACAUCGUAAUACAACCAUUAAAUUCUUUCCCCCAUAUACAACAUCUCGCCUACAACCUAUAGAUGCUGUUGUCAUUAUAGAAGUGUCAUUGAAAACCAUAAAAAAUUGCCUUCAACACACAAGAAUUCUUCCAUUAGUUCAAGAUAAUGACAAAGAACCUACCACUAAUGAUAAUGAUGAUGAUAUAAUGGAAGAGUUGUAUAAUAACAUCGAAUUGAUUAAUUUUCAAAAUGUAAUAGAUCUUGAAGAAUAUAUAGAUUAUUUAGAAAAAAAAAUUGUAACAGAAAUAAUGAGCGACCAGAAAAUUUUAAACCAAGCCAUGUAUCAGGAACCUCAACAGGUUAAAAGUGAUAAGGAAGAUGACAGUAUAGACAUGCCCCAAAUUACUCAUAAGGAAGCAUUAGAUGCUGUAUACCAGAUGGAGCUGUAUCUUAUGCAACAAGAUCUUAAUUAUGUGGUUCAAACAGAAUAUGACGUAGCUUUGUCAAAAUUGUAUGAGUUA